Messenger RNA from Dreissena polymorpha, 3231 nucleotides. RefSeq lists its product as uncharacterized. Bases 23 to 1441 code for a protein of 472 amino acids. The transcript has a single exon. NCBI's taxonomy places the organism in Eukaryota, Metazoa, Mollusca, Bivalvia, Myida, Dreissenidae. The record is from RefSeq and is a predicted model, not a curated record.
AAGACAUCAGAUACAAAAGAAGAUGCCAACUGUUUCGAACAUGAUGGCGCCAGCUGCGAUAAGCACCCUGCAGGUCCGGGGGGAGGCGGCGCCCAAAGGAAUUCUCUCUGCUCUGUCAGCCAACAGUAAGGUCGGUCGGACCCUGGCCACAAGCUCGCUGGAUAAAUCCUUCCAGUUUGUGUUGAAUAAUAACGACCCGGAAAGUGACGUCCAUCCGUUGACUAGCGUUAACGGACCGACGGUUCCGGUUCGCAAGAUGGAACAUUUGUCUCGCGUACGAACUGCGAACUACGGGAUAUCCACAAUGGAUGAUAAUGGUAUAGGAAUUGAAGAGCACCAUCACACGUUCGUCAUAGAGAAGCCGCAUUUUGUCCUGUGUGGACUUCCCGUCGGCUCAAAGGAAAUAGACCACCACUUGUACAUGAACGAGGCCCGGGUUGGGAAUUUCAAAACUUCCGCUCAGGCGCUUUAUCGGGCACGACGGGAACCGAGGUCCGGAAAGACUAUGACGGAGCACUCGUUUUCUAUGUCGCCCGACAAGGGACCAAUGAAUCCCAGUCCGGGGUUACCGGAAGCUGAAGGCGAGAUAACGCAGCGGACACAGAUUCCGCCAAUUCCACCUACCACCCCCGUGAAUAAUUCCCAACUUCCGGCAAUGAAAUCAAAAUCUGCGAUAAGCCGGCUGUCGUAUGAAAGCAAGUUCACCGGCUCAAUUCCGGAAUCCGAUCACCGUUUGUAUCAGUCGAAUCUUGCAAUUAAACAUAAAAAGAUGACGCUCCUCCGGCGAGAGAAAUCGAGCGAGAGAAUGGAUCUGCAGAGGGAACACUCGAGCGUUUCCACGCAAUCCAUUAAAUCCAUAGAGACUGUGUCCGAAUCCGUGAUCAAUAACAAUCUUACAGUUACAACGGGCAACGGCGCACGGCUCGUUACAAGUGGCAAGGCACCUUUUAAAACCAACUACAAUAAUCCGUACAGACAUACAAAAUUCAAAGAGCGACUGUCCCUAAAUGGAAACAAACGCAUAGAGUUCAAGAGCAUUGACAGUUAUAUGAAAUACCAAAAGCAGCAUAACAUCAAUGGAAAACAUUUUCUCACACCGCGCGCUGUGCUUCGGAUCCCUAAGCCUUGUUCGGAUACUUUCUUACUGCAAAUGAUGCAUGACCUGAACCGCCCAAAGUCCCGAAAGUCAGCUGGGUCGGCUCAUAACUCGCUGGAACUCCCGCGACCGCGAGAUUUGGAGGAUUUUGUGCAAACGAGAACCUCGAGCUCGCUUAGUAAGGCACAGUCCAAUAUCGAUAAGUUUAUGGGAAAGUCAACUAAGGACGAAUUAACGGGUAAGUCGAUUAAAAGUGCGAAAAGCGCAAAAAGUGCUACUGAGACCAUUGAAGAAGAAGAGGCAAAAGAUGUGGAAAAUAUUAUGGAAGACAAGCUUGAAACCUAAUGUUACAUCCGUGUGUGCUAGUCAUAGGUAGGCGAUUCACGGGAAACUUGCUUUAACCCCUGUUAAUCUGGUUAACUUGUGGUUAGUUACUCAAUACACGUAUAGCCCGACAACACUUACCGGACAUUUAUUGACUCUAUUAGCAUGAAUAACAUUUAUUUGGAUUCGGCUUGGUUUGUGCGCGUUUUAAACGAAUAAAUUGAGAUCAUAGCAUUAUACUAAGUGAGAUACGCUGCUUACGGAAACGUAUAUAUUGAUCGUAACAUUAAAGGGGCCUUUUCACAGAUUUUUGAAUGUAUUUAAGUUUGUUAUUAAAUUGAUAAGUGUAAAAAUUGAAUAUAAAAAGCUCAAGUAAAAAAUAAGAAUAACAUUUGUUUUUUAAAAGGAAAAAAGUGACCCUCAUGAGGGCUCAAACCACUGAAACCAGGAGUCCUGGAGUAAAAGUCUACCACUUAGACCACUCGGCUAUCCUUGCUCUUACAAAGACGGAUGUAUUUUAUACAUAAUUAUAUGCAAUCCUUGUAGUUUCACAAAAUAUAACGACAACAGCAAAACUCUCCAAACUAUUUAAUCGUUUCGCGUUGCAACGCCGUAUGAUUGUCAGGUUUUUAAAUCGUCAAAAGAUGCAUAUAAUCGCUGUUUUAGAGCAUGGUAAAUGUUCAGUAUUACUGUUUCUUCACAAAUAUCAUAACUAAAAGGAAAUUUGCGAAUCUGAAACAACUUUUUGAAUUUUUGUCAAUUUACCGAAACGUGAAAAGGCCCCUUUAUUCUAAUAUAUUUAUUCAUGCAGGUAAGUGGCAGGUAACUGUUGGCGAGCUAUAUUUGUGUAUGUCUAGUUCAUUGAUAGACACUGACGGAAACACCACGCAUGAUUGGAAGAUAGCUUUUCAUUUAACUUAUUGCAAUGUUAAUUAAAAGGUGUUUGAACGAAUAUCAGAUAUUUCAAUGGUAUACAAAGUCUAAUUUUUGUUUGAGGACAACUCUAUUCUGUAAACUGUAAUACGUGUUGUUGAAUUAUUAAUUGUUAAGCUUUUGGAGACUAUUCGCACGGAAAAGUUAUAUAAUUAUGCGACAAAGCACAAUUCACUAAUUACUUUUAAUCAUUAUAAGCUUUACAAAUAUACCUUAUUUAAAGCGUAUUCGUUCUUACAAAGGUAUUCAAUUCACAUGUUUUCAUUGUUUGCUAGUCAUUUAUUCAUUAAUGAACACAUAACAGGUAUUUUGCUGUGGCAUGUGUACCAAUAUGCAUGUGCCCUGUAACGGCGUCAUGUGACAGUUUUCACUUAACUUUAAAUCGUUCGGAGUUGGCUAAAACAAGAGCACCUUUGGUCGUUCAAUAGAUAUGGCACUUACCGUUUGACAAAACAACUUAUUAAUGUAAAAUAAUGAUGUUCAUAUAAUCAUCAUCGAAGCGAAAUAUCUAUAUUGAUUUCUCUAUAUAUUGACGGAUUUGUACUUUUCAUUUCCAAAUACUGAGUCGUCAUUUCAAUUUUUGAGCACACGAUUUAUCAUGAAUUAUGUAUUUAUUAUGUUAAGAAAAUGUCGUUUUUUUAUUAAUAGUAUAUUCACAGCUCAUUUUUUCUUUCCAAAUAGUCACAGUGAAAAUGUAUUCAAGUUUGACAAAAAGAUAACAAACAACAAAUAAUAUGCUUUAAACGUUCGCAUGUGUUAGUAUAGUAUAUAUAUUCGUGUUCUCCUUAUUUCCCACGAAUUUGUUUUGAUUGUUGGAGGCAAUUAUGUUUAAAACAUUUAUUCAUGAUGUAAUACUUACUCACGGAGCUGCUCAAUUG